Vespula vulgaris is the source of this 3431-nucleotide messenger RNA. It is a transcript of the gene DNAlig4, whose product is annotated as DNA ligase 4. Lineage: Eukaryota; Metazoa; Arthropoda; Insecta; Hymenoptera; Vespidae. Gene Ontology annotation, molecular function: ATP binding; DNA binding; DNA ligase (ATP) activity. Gene Ontology annotation, cellular component: DNA ligase IV complex; DNA-dependent protein kinase-DNA ligase 4 complex. The transcript is spliced from 12 exons. The record is from RefSeq and is a predicted model, not a curated record. Gene Ontology annotation, biological process: nucleotide-excision repair, DNA gap filling; DNA biosynthetic process; DNA recombination. The coding region runs from base 159 to 2858 and encodes 899 amino acids.
UCAGAUCCAGGAAAUCUAGUUAAACAAAAUGAAGAACUUUUAGACUUGAAGAAAGAAGCAGCUUUUAAUCUUCAUCUUAUAUACUUGCAAUCUGAGAAUCUUAAUCUUGCCAGAAUGUAUCUUGAAGAUUAUAUUACUAUUUAAAAGUUUAUUCAAAGAUGAGUGUAUCAUUAUCUUCAAGAAUUACAUUUAAAAAAUUAUGCGAUGUCUUAGAAAAAGUUAUUAAAGCCCGUGCCUCUGGAAAGCUUGAAAUUCUACAAGAAUUUAUUAUGCAAUGUCAGAGAGAAGGUGUUAAAUUAAAAGAAGACAAUCCAGAUGCAGAUAUUUCAAUAUUUCCUGUGUUAAGACUGCUUUUACCACAAUGCGAUCGUGAACGUUCGUCAUAUAAUUUGAAGCAGAAAUUACUAGCAAAUAUUUAUAUUCGUGUACUUUGCCUUGGAAAAUCAAGUAAAGAUGCCCAGAAACUGAUAAAUUAUAGAAUACCUAAUUUAAGUAAAUCUGAAGGAAGUGACAUUUCUGAAAUAGUUUACUCAAUUGUGCGAAAACAAUUGUCACAUCGGAAGGAAUCAUUUACAAUAGAUAGAAUAAAUAUAUUCUUAGAUGAUAUAUCACAAGCAAGUAAAAUGAAUACUAAUAAAGAUGAAUUAUUUAAAGCACUAUUUAGACAAAUAAGUGCAUUAGAAUUAAAAUGGUUAACUCGUAUUAUUUUAAAGGAUCUAAAGUUAGGUGUUGGAACAAAAAGAUUGUUGCAAGUUUAUCAUCCAGAAGCAUAUGAAUGUUUUGAUACAACUUCUGACUUACGAGAAAUUUGUGAUAAUCUUGGUCAAGGUAAAAAGAAAGUUAAUCAUAAUAUUCAAGUUUUCUCUUUUUUUAAACCUAUGCUUUUGGAAAGAUGUGCUAUUGAGAAUGCUUCAAAACUUUUUUAUAAUAAUGAUGAGUAUUUUGUACAAAUGAAAUUUGAUGGUGAACGUUCCCAAAUACAUAUGAAGGAUGGUAUAUUCCAAUAUUGUACAAGACAGAGAUUUGAUAUUACAAAUAAUUGGGGAUAUGGAAAAAGUAAUUCAGAUGGUUUUCUUACUAGUACAUUUUCGCGUCGUUUAAAUCGACAAUGUAAGUCUAUAAUUCUGGAUGGUGAAUUAAUGGGUUGGCAUAAACAAAAAAAAGUGUUUGGGUCAAAAGGUAUGAACUAUGAUGUUAAAAAGCUUACUGCUAAUAGUUCCUAUCAACCCUGUUUUGUGGCAUAUGACAUUAUUCUAUAUAAUGACAAAUUGCUCGUGAAUUUACCCUAUAGAGAGAGAUUAACUAUAUUAAAUGAUGCAUUUCAAGAUGAAGAAGGUUCAUUAAUUAAAUGUCAAAGUACAAUCAUUUCUAACAGUAAAGAUUUAUUGGAUAUUUUUAAUAAAAGUCUUAAUAAUAACGAAGAAGGAAUAGUUUUAAAAAAAUCUGAUUUUAUUUAUAAACCAAAUGUUCGCGAAGGAACUGGUUGCUACAAAUUAAAAGCUGAGUAUUCAGGGAAUCUAGUACAAGAUAUAGAUUUGAUUAUUCUUGGAGGCUAUUAUGGCGAAGGAAAGUUCAGUGGUUUGAUAAAAAGCUUUAUGAUGGGUGUUGCCAAAAUGCCUGAAAACGAAGAAAAAGAACUUACACAAUUUUUCUCAGUUGUGUCCGUGAGUAAUGGUAUUGCAAUGGAAAAACUGAAGGAACUUGAUUCAAAAUUGGAGAGGUAUUGGAUUAAAGAUUGUCCUAAUUGUGUAAUUGGACCUAAGGGGCAGCCUCCAGAUUUAUGGAUUCGACCUGAGCAUUCAUUGAUUUUAACGCUUCGAGCAACGGAAAUAGUAAAAACUAAUGAUUAUCCGAUUGGUUAUACUUUACGUUUUCCUCGUGUUAUACAGAUUAGAGAAGAUAAGCCUUGGGAUAGUGCUUGUACUGUCACAGAAUUUUUAUCAUUGAUAAAGAAUGAAGAAAUAAUUCAUAAAUUGACUAAAAGACAGGCGACAUUGAAUGAUGUUGAAACACCAACUAUUAAAAUAAAAAAGAGAAUAUCAAAGUUGACUUCGUCAAAGUUUGAAGAAGGGUUUUAUAAUACAAAACAAUCAAAUACAAAUCUUGUACCGAUCACGCGUCUAUUAUAUGGAAAAGAAAUUUGUGUUAUUAAUGGUAAUAACGAAAUAUCCAAAGAAGAAAUAGAAGAUACGCUCUUAUUACAUAAUGCAAAAGUCGUACAGAAUCCGAGUAAAGAAACUUAUUGUGUGAUUGUUGGAAAUGAUAAAAAAGCAAAAGCAAGAAACAUAAUACAAAGUAAGAAAUAUGAUAUAGUUACGAUAGAUUGGUAUAAACGUAUUAUCAAAGAAGAAAACUGGGGUGCAUUAGAAAGUUUUUUCCCAUGGGAUCUUCUGUGCGUUCGUGAUUCAACCAAACGAUCGCUUAUUGAAAAAUAUGAUGAUUAUUAUGAUAGUUAUACAACAGAUGCCAAUGAAGAAAGUUUACAACGAUCUUUAAAACAGAUGGAAUAUACGAUAAAAGACGGAGAAGUUGCAUUUACCGAAGAGCAAGAAAUGGAUAAAGAAUUAUUUGAAAAUGGAAUAUCUCCAUUUUCUAUCUUCAAACAAAUUAUUGGAUAUUUUAAGAAAUGUUCGGAUCCUACGAAAUUUAAAUUUCGCUUUAUGGGAGGUAUAAUAAAAGAAGAUAUAGAUGAAUAUGUUAAUUAUAUCUUCAUUGAAGAUAAUUCAUUGAUGUCUACGAUAUCUUCGGAAGUUGAUGAAACUAUAAACAGAUCUAUGAAAGUAAUCAAUAGUAAAUGGAUAAAAGAUUGUUUCCGAGAUCAAAAGUUUUAUUCGAUCGAUGAAUAUAUUAUUGGCUAAAAAAUUUAUACAGACAAAUGAAAAGCCACAGUGAACUGAUAAAAAACAAAAAGAAAUGAAUUUUUAUCAAAUAUGUAUCUGAAAACGGAAAUAGCACGUAUGUGUAUUUGAAACACCAAAGUUAGAGGAGACUACGGAAUCAUUUUAGCUCGUAUUUUCACUAAGCGCCGAGAAACCGAAUACUAGGUGGACUGACAGUUAGACAGUUUGCUCAUUUAACAUCUUCCCAUUUCGAAAUGCUUCUUGAGUUGAGUUCGUUCUCGCUCUCUCCUUUUAUUUUAUUAGAAUGCGUGCAAAAUAUGAGGCGAAAGGGCCGCAGCUGCAACGUUUCUCUUACAAAGGAUGCCUUUCAGAAAGAUUCUUAAACGGAUUAAAACGAAAGAAAUUUCAAUGAAAAAAUUUUAACGAAUGUACACAAUCACGAUUUGACGUUACAAUGUGUUGUUAUUGUAUAAUUCUAUGAAAUGUAAAUUUCAAUGUUUUUAUUUCAUACGCAUAAGAUUUAUAUUAUAUUAUUUUAAAUAUAUUUAAUAUUUAUAUAUAAGAAAAAAAAAAGAGAAGAUUCUAUAAUAU